Messenger RNA from Halteromyces radiatus, 2446 nucleotides. RefSeq lists its product as uncharacterized. Lineage: Eukaryota; Fungi; Mucoromycota; Mucoromycetes; Mucorales; Cunninghamellaceae. The transcript has 4 exons. The record is from RefSeq and is a predicted model, not a curated record. The coding region runs from base 51 to 2171 and encodes 706 amino acids.
CUUUGACCAUUUACCACUGAGAAGCAUAUACAACAAUCUUUCUCUAUAUUAUGAGUGGCAAGAAAUUCAACAGACUUGGCAGCAAAAAAAGUGGUAGUGACGAUAACGUCGGCAACUUUGUCUUCUCUUGGCCUACAGCAGGAAGUCCCAGUCAAUCCUUCAACACUACUGGUAGUACACCAUCCAGUCCUAUAGGUUCUCCAAGCACUUUUAGUACUAAUCCUCCUCCUUCAAGUCCUUCUUUUCAACCAUUUGGUGCCACUGGUACUGCUUCUUCACCUUCUGCUUCCGGCGUCUUUGUUUUUGGUGGUGGUCAGUCUCAACCUUCGGGAACAACUAGUCUUCCAAAUAGUCCUACUACAACUUCUUUCUCUGGCGUCAGUAAUACUACCCCUGGUUCCCCCAAUUCAACUCUUCGACGAAACUUUACCGAAAUCACACCAAAAGCCACUCCUGAAAGUGCAGGCAUGCGACGCGCUAACUCUGACAGCAAUUCAACAACAUUCAGCUUUGGAUCAACCAAUAACACUGGCACUUCUACUACUGCUCCUACUACAUUUACAUUUGGAGCUCAAAACCAAUCUUUUGGUUCGACUACUACUGCACCAACAACUACUUCUACGAUAGCUGCUCCACCGUCGUCAGCAACACCUUCAACAUCAACCUUCACUUUUGGCUCACCAGCAACAACUAACAUAUCAUCUUCUACUGCAACUCCUGCUGCUACUACAACUUCUUCAACUUUUUCAUUUGGAGCUCCAUCUACAUCGACAACUUCCGGUUUCUCAUUUGGUGCUCCAGCCACUACAACCACGUCUUCAGCAACACCUUCAUCAACUAUUGCUGCGCCGACGACAGCUUCCAGCUCUAGUCUCACAUCAACUUUCAAUGCACCUUCCACUUCAACAGCAGGAACACCUUCAUCUACCUUCACUUUUGGAUCACCAUCAGCUCCCAGCAGUCUAUCUGCUGCAUCUCAAAAGCCAGAUUCUGGUGUAUCAUCCGGUAGUAUACGAAGUUCCCCAUUCAGUUUUAAAAUGCCAGCACCAGCCAGCACAACAACAACAACAUCAUCAUCUACUACUACAAGUCCUUUUGUUGGAACUACACCAUCAUCAACACCAGCAACUACGUCUUCUUCGACGCCCAGUACAUCAACCACAACAAUGGCAACACCUCCUGUUUUCAGUUUUGGAACAUCAACUACUGGUACAACAUCAAAACCAACAACAACAACAACAACAACAACAACAACAACAACAACACCGUUCACAUUUGGAAAGAAAGAGGAUACAAAAAAAUCCGACACUACAACGCCAUCAUCAGGUAUCUCAACAACACCACUGAAUUUGUUUUCAUCAGGAGUAAGCACUACCACUAGCGCUCCAACAUCAACUUCCACGACCACUGCAACUACUUCAACAACAACUGGACUACCAAGUUUUUCUACGAAUCUCACAACACCUGCUGUAUCCACUGGACCCAAUCCAUAUUCAUUUACAACCAUUUUAGAAAACCUGGAAAGAACAGCGACACAACCACCAAGUCAAAUAGGAGCAGCCUUGAUUACACCUUCAUUGAAUGCGCUUCGACAAAACCAAGUGGUGACACAUACUAAUUUCCGUAUCGAUAAUAUUCUACCAAGUACACGAUAUACCGAAUUACCUGAACAAGCGAGGAAGGAAUUGGAUGAAUUGGAUCAAUAUAUACAUGGAGAAUCGCAACGAUGUGACUAUAUUGUGAAACAAGCAGCUCCCAAACGAAAAGACACAAUGAAAGAAGCAAAACAUGAUUAUGAAAUCUUAUCUCAGAAAUUGGACUCAUUAUCAAGUAGUUUACAGAUUCAAGUCAAUUCUAUUGAAGAACUUUUCGAUUCUUUAAAGGAACAAAUACGACAUUUUAACGAUGGUCAAUCGGUGAUUGAAGCAUGCAAACAUCCUGGAGGACGAACAGCACGUUGGUUAUUUGCUUAUGGUGCAAAUGAUGAUUACUUUGUCAGUUUAUCUACCCGACUUGCCUCUCGAUUGGAAGAAUAUAAAAAAUGCAUCAAGGAAAUCGAACGGAUUACAGAAUCUUGGACAAAAAAUAGGGCUCAAUCUCCUCAAGGUAAAAAUAAAAAUACAAAAAAAAAAAAAAAAGAAUGUAUACCUAAACCCAUGUGUUUGUUGUAAAAUGAAUGAAAUUGUGGAACUCACACCUUGGUGUAUUGUAGAUAUUGCUCGUAUCAUGGAAUCACAAAAUCAAACAUUCUUGGCAUUAACCAAUCAGGUGGCUGCAUUACAUGAAAAUUUGAAAAUGGAACAAGAUUUUUAUUUACAAUAUCGAUUACAAGCUGUUACCCUCUAAUCUUUUCUUUUAUCUCUAUGAUGCCACUUCUUGAUGAUGGAUGACUCAUUGACCUCUCAUUUUUUUUUUCCUCUUUACAUUUGCAAACAUGCCUUCUUGG